AUGCGCACGUCAGCUGGUUUGGAGGACGAGACCAUCGAUGUACUUAUCUGGAGCUCUGAUCCGGAGCGGCUUGCCCAGCACGCCUCCGAAAUCAGCAUCCGUUCAUCGGCUCUGCAGUAUAGACGAGCCCUCAAUGCGCAAGUCCUUGGGGCGGAGAACAACGCAAACACAGGGGGAGACUUCAAUACGAGUCUGAUCCGCCUGAACGAGCAACUGACCAACAAGCUCUUUGGCCCUUCCAGCCAAGCUUUGGACGUCGAACCCGUUGAGCUCCUCCAUGUCGCCAUCCACUUCUCCUUCGUAUGCACCUUUCCUCAGCGCCCAGCUCCCUGCAUUUUUGGUGAAGCUCACGGCCUCGAGACAUGGGAUGCCUCGAUCGACGUCACCCGGACGGUCGGAUGGUUCACUACUCUCUGGCCAGUGGUCGCAGAAGUUAGCCCGUCCGAUAGUCUCAUGACGGCUGUGCUUACUGUGCGGCAGGCUCGACGGGCAAUGGAGAUGCACGGAUGGAAACAUUUUACGUCGAUAUACCACAACACCAAGCAGGAGAGAUGCAGCGCGGGGACACACCUGAUGGAGAUCACCUUCAACUACGCGGGAAAGUUCCAGCAGGUCGAGCAGGACGGUGCUGUCUUCCGCAUGGAGCCCAUGGCAAAGCAGAAUCUGUUUGAUGGGGCGGGCAAGCUAGGCCGGUGGGCCAUGCUCGAGAUCAAUUCGGUUAUUCUUAACGGCAUGUUGGAGUUUCAUGUUACCUACAGUCGGGGAACUGAUGAGGCACGUGUCCUUACUCCGUGGAUGGAUACUCUGGUCAAGUGCCUUGAAGACUUUGCGAGGGGUUAUGCUUCGAUGGUUGAUUCGGAGAGUUUUAUCCUAGAAUGA
This is a messenger RNA of Aspergillus udagawae, 879 nucleotides long. It is a transcript of the gene nrps9, whose product is annotated as putative nonribosomal peptide synthase. Lineage: Eukaryota; Fungi; Ascomycota; Eurotiomycetes; Eurotiales; Aspergillaceae. The transcript has 2 exons. Bases 1 to 879 code for a protein of 292 amino acids. The record is from RefSeq and is a predicted model, not a curated record. Gene Ontology annotation, molecular function: catalytic activity.